Catharus ustulatus (Swainson's thrush) is the source of this 8946-nucleotide messenger RNA. RefSeq names its product RasGEF domain family member 1C (gene RASGEF1C). The transcript is spliced from 14 exons. Gene Ontology annotation, biological process: Ras protein signal transduction; positive regulation of GTPase activity. The record is from RefSeq and is a predicted model, not a curated record. The coding region runs from base 115 to 1533 and encodes 472 amino acids. Gene Ontology annotation, molecular function: guanyl-nucleotide exchange factor activity. Gene Ontology annotation, cellular component: plasma membrane. NCBI's taxonomy places the organism in Eukaryota, Metazoa, Chordata, Aves, Passeriformes, Turdidae.
CCGGGCAGAUGCGGCGGAGCGCGGGGCGGCUGUGGCCCGCAGCGGGCUCCCGUCCCCCCGCCGCCCCCAUGGACGGCAGCGGGGGCAGCAGCAGCCGCGCGUAGCUCGGAAGGCAUGCCCCAAACGCUGAGUUCUACCAGUAUGUUUACCCCAUGUGGCUUCAGCCCUCAUCUACAUACUUCAAAAGAAGGUGAACAAGGAGGACUGAUCUUCCAGGAUGGAAACCUUACCUCAGCAUCUCUGGAUGCUCUAAUCCAGCAUCUGAUACCUACCACUGAUUACUACCCUGAAAAAGCCUAUAUCUUUACAUUCCUGCUGAGUUCCAGACUCUUCAUCGAGCCCCAUGAGCUUUUGUCCCGAGUUUGUCACAAGUGCAUUGAGCAGCAGCGGCUGGAUGACCCUGUGCUGGACAAGGCUCGAAUCAGAAAAUUUGGACCCAAAAUCCUACAGUUGUUGACAGAGUGGACAGAGACAUUCCCAUAUGACUUUCAGGAAGAGCGGAUGAUUGGCCAUCUGAAAGACAUGAUUCACAGGAUAGCCCCAUGUGAUGAGGCUUACUGGAAAAAGAUGAAUCAGCUUUUGCAAGCCCUUAAUCAGAAGCUUGCAACCCUCAGCCAUGGGCAAGAAGGGAUUGUCAAGAUCAGUACUGCUGUCUCUGAUAAGCUGGUUGCCUUUAAAACUAAACCUCCAUCAAUUCAGAGAGAAAUCCUGAGUGUCUGCAGUGACCCUUACACCCUGGCUCAGCAGCUGACACAUGUGGAGCUGGAAAGACUAAGUCACAUUGGACCCGAGGAGUUUGUGCAGGCGUUUGUACAUAAGGACCCUCUGGAUGGCACCAAGACUUGUUUCAGUGAACAGAAGAAGACAAGUAACCUUGAGGCCUAUGUGAAAUGGUUCAAUAGACUUUGCUAUCUCGUAGCAACAGAAAUUUGCAUGCCUGCAAAAAAGAAGCAGCGAGCACAAGUGAUCGAAUUCUUCAUUGACGUUGCCCGAGAGUGCUUUAACAUAGGCAAUUUUAAUUCACUGAUGGCAAUCAUUUCUGGAAUGAAUAUGAGUCCAGUUUCCAGGCUAAAGAAGACUUGGUCAAAAGUGAAAACAGCCAAAUUUUUCAUUCUCGAGCACCAGAUGGACCCUACUGGGAACUUCUACAACUACCGGACAGCGCUGCGGGGAGCUGCCCACAGGUCCCUCACCGCCCACAGCAACAGGGAGAAGAUUGUGAUCCCCUUCUUCAGCCUAUUGAUCAAAGACAUUUAUUUUUUGAAUGAGGGAUGUGCUAAUCGCCUUCCAAAUGGACACGUCAACUUUGAAAAAUUUCUGGAACUGGCUAAGCAAGUAGGAGAAUUUAUAACAUGGAAACAAGUGGAGUGUCCAUUUGAGCAAGACCCUAACAUCAUCCACUACUUGCACACUGCUCCCAUUUUUACUGAAGAUGGUUUGUAUCUGGCUUCCUAUGAAAGUGAAAGUCCGGAAAACCAGACAGAAAAAGACAGGUGGAAAUCCUUAAGAUCCACUAUCUUAGGAAAGACUUGAAGAUUGAGAGAUUAUUGCAGUAGGUCAAGGAAAAGAAAUCAGCAAACAUUUUGCACUACUGAUUCCAAAGAUGCCUGUUUGGGAUUUAGACAAUUUCUUUUGUUUGAGUUUUUUGUUGGUUUUUUUUUGUUUUUUUUUUUGACUGCCUAACAUGAUGGAUGAACUGGAUUCAUCCACUGAAAUCAAGAGAACUGUGUGCACCAUGAUGCUUUUCUAACUAUGAGACAGAGAGAGGACGGACAAACUGACUAUUUGUGGCUGUGCCCAAACUGCGUCAGGAUCACUGUAAUUUUGCCUCUGAAGGAAAAUGCAAGAAAACCAGGAGCAGAGAGAAUCAUGGUACUGCAACAGAGAAUGGAAAAGUGUAAAAAAGGAAAGUGAAAAUACACAAGAGUAUUUCAGAAGCAGGUGCUUCAGACAGCAGUUCUUUAAACCUCUGAGGAUUGUAAAAUUAAAUCAAAGACAGACAACAGCAAUCUGGUUAAUUGCUGAAUGAAGAAAAACCCUUAAUUUUGCUUUAGCAGUCCCCCAGCCUUGUUGAACAAAGCACUGACUGCUGCAGGUUUGAGCUUGCAGGGAUGAGGACUGACACUGCUCACAGGUGUCACACACAGGACAGGUCAGCAUGGGCCGUGGUGCUGAGCCCGUGGGUUUGUACAGCCAGCCUGGAGUGCGGCUCGCGCUGCGUUAAUCCUCCCACCGCUCCUGUUGCUUUCCUUACUGUGAAUCUGGGCCAGUCUCAGAGGGCACAGAGGGUUGAAGGUGCUGCUUAAAGACACUUCCACCACCUCUGAGGUUGAAUGAAGAAGCAAAUGACUCUGGACUCAACUUACCUCUAUUUAAUGUAUGUAGUGUAUUCCCUAAAUUUAUUGAUGCUGAGUUGCAUCUUUUAAGGGGUUUUAUCACACUCAAAGUAAAAAGGUACUGCAUUACCAUUUCUAUCAGGUUCCAAUUAACACAGUACUGUUUAUUUUGUAACAUGAUACUUAGGAGGAUGGGGGGUAAUUGCUCUGAACUUGGGAACUACAUGGCAUGCUUUAAAAGGACAAAGGGUUUCAGACUGGAAUGAAUGCACUAAAGAAUUUGUCAUUCAUGAGCAGAUAACCAUUUUUGUCUUUUUUACUUUUAGGAUGUAAAGUUCACCAUUUCCUUACAAAUAACAUGAAAUAGGGACUAUGUCUUGUGUUUAAGGCUGUACAAUAAUCAAGGUGCUACUGUAAGAGAUACAUUAAACAAUAAUGAAAUAUAUUAGAUUCAAAACUAAGCCCUAACAGUAGACUUAUUGUCUGUGUGUUGAAGGAAUGUCCCUAACUGCCCCAGAAAAUAUCUCAAAAAGCUUAAAUGAAACCUAAAUGCCACAUCAUACUGAACUUUGCAUUUUUAUUACUGACUUGGUGCUACCUUUUCAGAUGUUCCUACAACAGAAGGAUGUAACCCUUUCAUUGAAAUCAGUAAUAAUUUUAUUUCAGCACAGAGUGAUUCCAAGUGGCUGUAGUGUUUUGAAAAAUUAGGGUAAUCACAAAACCUGGCUGUGUUGGCCUAUUCAGCCAGAAAACUGGAACUGUUCCUGCCCUCUGCUUGGCCUCACAGUUGUGAGUGCCUGAGUGAGCUGUUGGCCUGGAGAGAUUGGCAGGCUGAUAUUUGAGGGCAGCAACCUGAGAAUGCUCUGUGUGGUGCACUCCAGGUUUGAUGUGUCUGCAGAGUGGUUCUGUGUUGGGUUAUGGCAUGUGGGAGCCCAGUCUGGCUCACUGAAUCCACUUGUGCUUGUUGAGCUGAGCAGGAUGGAUUCUUCUGGAUUUGGAAACAGGGCUUGAAGCAGAACUUCAGAUCUCCUUUUCCUGUAGAUCUAUCAGCAUAUGAAUUCAGACAGAGGGGAUAUAAAACUCUAAUGUGUUUAUUUGAGCUUUGUGUGGAAGAAUUAAGUGUAAGGAUGGUACAGCAUCAUUGCAGCCACAGAAUGAUGACUGUUCUGCUGAUACUGUGAAUCUGCUGUUUGUUAAUUUUGUACAUGAGCUGAGAGCUAUGCAGAGAAACUAUACACAUACAGCUGUUCCUUCAGGCAGAACCAUUUCCAAAAUGAAGCCAUUAAAAGCCUGUUAAAUUUCAGAUGAAUCCAGAGCAAUAACCAUAAACAUAUCUACAACAAUGCUAAUGUUUAAGUGUGUUUGCUAAAUGGUCAUUUUUUGUUACUAUCUGCAUAUUUUUAACAGGCACAGUGUGACUUCACAGUGGAAAUAUGGGGGGUUGCUUAUCUGAGACCCUGUGCAGGUGGAUGGGCCCUUUCUUAAAACUUGCUUUUUAAAAUGGAAAUCCUCACUCCUUUUCUAGUGAGCCACUAGAGGUUGGUACAGAUGAGAUUAUAAAACAGUGAUGAUUAAUUAGAAUGUGAUUUUUUCAUUAUAAUUCCUUAUAUUUUGGGGCACCUUCCAUGAAUUUGGGCAAUUUUGUAAGUACCAGUUAAAUUAGAUCUCCUAAAGUUUAUCACUGUUGCACACUAAACCACUUUUGUAGUCCAAAACUUUCAAACCUCAGUGCUUAAAAUAAAGGUCAGAUUUAGGCGGGUAUUAAGGGCUUAGUGGAACUGCCAGAGGCACUAAAUUAUUCUUUAGCCUUUAUUAGCCACACAUUGAAAAGGUCUUUUUUCAGAGGUGCUAAACAUCCUCAUCUCUUGGGGAGCAGCGCUUUAUAGAGGUGUGUGGCACAUUAAAGUAGUAUUUUAUCUCCAGAGACACUCACUGCUCUGCAAAAUGACUUGGAGAUGAGAGUGCAAAACAGCUUCAAUGAGAAGGCAGUGCUUUUUAAAAACGGACUUCUGGAGCCAUAGCUUGUCUUCACAUUAUUUUGUAGCUAAAUCCUAUUUAAACAGAAACAAUGUAAGCCUUUAGUUGCAGCUGUUGGUUGCAUUUCUAAUCCAUCUUGGCCUAACCAGGGUGAGCAGCUCCUGCCUGGCAGGAGCAGGGUUAGAGCCUUGCUUCACCAAUAAGCACCAGUGCAACUGAAAACAAAAAAAUGACAACUUGGGCAAUAGAUUUCUUCUAAAAAUGCAUUAAUAUUACAUGAAAGUGAGAACAUAAACAUGUCUGGUAAUCCAUUUCUCUUGCUAUAAAGGCAUAAAGAACUCCUGCCAUGCUGAGAAGAAAGUGUCACUUCCCACUAAGCACUCAACCACUGUAAGGCAUGCAGUCAUUAGACCAACAUCGAGACAAAUUACUGGUAGUAAUGUUAUGGCCUUGUAAUUCUGCUUCUUUGAGUGGAUUCACUCCCCAGCAGCUGCUUGAACUAAUGCUACACAGAGAACAGAGCAAAACUGGACCUGUAGGUCUGCAGCUGUAUCAAACUUGGUAUCAAACCCUUAAGCUGGUAAAGAUGAGAAUAUGACACAGCCUUGCAGAAGCAUUAACUUAGCUUCUGCUAUGAAGCAGUAUUUUAGAAGACCCAAAUACAUGAAAUCACUUCUGCAUCUCCUCCAGUGUAAUCAGAAAAAAGCAAAAGCACUCUGUGCACUAGAGUACCCUGAUGAAAUUGUCAUUAUUCCCUCUCUUAGGGAAUGAACACAAUCCUGUGGUACAUCUCUGGAAGCUCCCCAUGUGGAUAGAGCUAACUGUGAUCUCAGCUUCUGCUGAGGUGUCACUUUAAGAAAGUGUGGACAGCUGCUAAAGCGCUUCAAAUAAGAAACAAUUUAAAUGUAGAGAUAUUUUUCUCAGCUUGAGAAUAUUUUAUGAUGUGGUCAGUGGUGAUAAGAUAAUCACUCACUUAAAAUUAAGCCUGUCCCUUCCUGAUAUCUUGGUUAUUUCAUCAUGUUUUAUUGCAAUAGGAUAUGCACCUUUUCUUAAAGCACAUGAGCACUGGUUUGCACACAACUGUAAAUCCAGUUUAGAACAGAACUUAGAUCACUGAACAUGUAAUUGGAAUUAUCAGCUGAAAAGACCUGUUAGUAGAAAAGAUAGGUAUGCAUAUCAAUGUAAAAAUGUUACACAGUUAACUGUGUCUGGCCUAGCAAUGAUUGUGUUCCGUGGAAUGAGACUGAUUCCAAGCACAGCAACGUGCCAGAGGAAAAACUCCAGUUAAUUUGAUGGGCUUUGGAGCAGUCCUGCAAUUAUUAACUGUAGUACAGUUUUUAGUUAUUCAUAGGUAUUAAACUGCCAGCUGGUAUAGUCUCUGUGCCAGGUGGAACUCUCAGACAGGAGGUGCGCUUAGUAGAGUGAACGUCCAGCCUUUGCAAAAGUUUUCUUUGACAUUGCUGAAGUUUCAGCAGCAAAAUCAAGGACUAAAUCUCAUCCGUAAGUUAAUUCAUGCCUGAGAGCAAAAUUUGAUUUUCUGGCUUUAAGAAUCUUUUUCUCUUUUUAUACUGGUAGAAAUUUUCAUACUGUCUCAAAUUACUCUCUCACUGGAAAUUAAACCCCCUUUGUGAACUGAUUAUUUCCAUUGUUGUAGGUGCAGAAUGGGGUUAGGGAGUGACAAGGAAACAAGGAAAAGCUCCUUUGUUACUGCUCAGAGAUUCAACUGUGGGGUAAAGCUGCCUUUUCUUUUGUCCUUUGUAUUACCUGUCGAGUAGAAUUCUCUCUGCAGGAGGUGCAGGCACCCCUGAAUGUGGCUAGUGAACAGCUCACAGGUUGUACCCAGCUCAGGGUGGCAGCACAGGCACCACCAGGGACACAAGGGGUGAUGGGAUGGUCCUGGCCAAAGCUGAGUGCAGCCACAUCUGAGCCUGCAUCUGCUUGGCGAUGCUGGGACACAUCCCUUUUGAGAGAGAGGAAGUUCUUGGAAGUUCACCUGAGGCAAAGCCUACUAUACUUCCUUGUCUACCCAAUAGAAUGAUUACAAGAAAAUUCUUUGAACUAAAAGAGGUUUUCUCUUUAAAACAGUGAAGAAUUGUUACUUAGUUGACAGAGAUUUUAAGAUCUAAGAAAAAUAAGUAUUUUAAAAAUUAUGAGAAAAAAUAGUUUGAUGGUUGUUAACUUUUAUAUUUCACUGCAUGGCAGUAGAGAGAACAAAAUAUCUUCUAUUAAUAUCAAUGGCAGCUGGGCAGACAAAGGCAGGAGAGAAUACAGUGAAAUACUGGUGCAGAAAAUGUUAGCAAUAAUUUUGUUUUAAUAUUGGCUAGAGUGUUCAUUUCCCUGAAAUCACUGCUCCCUGCUCUGCAGCACUUACCUUUUUAGAUGGAACAGAUCUGAAGUUUAAUCUGGUUUUUAUUAAUUUCUUUUACAAUUCUUUCUGCAUAUUUUCAGAUAUGCAAAAGAUACUUAGUACAGUAAAGCUAAUGCUCAUACAAGGCAUCACAUCCUGCAUUGUUACAUUAUGCAAGUGUAGCUGGGGAGCAGAUAGCUUGUAUGGCUGGUAUUUCAUACACUCUGCAUGGGUGCAAGACCCUGAAACUCAGGCUGUAGCUUCAGUUGCAGAAAAAAGCUAAGUACGAGUAACUCCUAGCUCUUCUGCCCUGCUGCAUGGCCAGUGCAGGCUGUAGUGCUGUAAAUUCAGAGUGGCUUGGACUGCUCACUCCUCCCUUGAUGCCUUUCCCUCCACAGAAGUGGUAUUUUGCUCCAUAAACAGCUCUUACAAAAUGCCAAAGGAACAUUUUUCUAGCUCUCUGCCAUACAAAAGCUCUGUAUUCAUACUCCAGAUCUGUCAUAACAGAAUAGGAGUCUUUCCCUCUUUUCAUCCCCAUGGUCUUAAAACUGCCAACCCAGAUUAAUAUUGCAGUGUAGCAAUGUUCCCAGGCCUCCUAGAAUGCAGAAGACUUAGGAGUUCAGAGCUCAGAGUCCUGCAAGUUAAAUGUUUGUAAAGGAACCUUUUUGUAAAGGAACCUUCCUUCUAAAAGGUGCAAAGCCCCAUCUGAUGGAAUUCUGAACAGAAAAUUCCAUAUUCCAGCAAUCUUUCAGAGAAACAUAACUUCUUCAGUGAACUAUUACUGGUCAGUACUAUACCACUGCUUUCAUUAUUAAAUUAUGCUUCUAAAAUUCCAGUCUUUUUGAAAUGAACAUAUGAUUUUUUUUUUGGUGAUUGGUCUGUGGGCAAACAGAAUAGAGAAAAUGGGGGCUGUACUUUAGACUGUUGACAUCACCUGUAUUUCUUUAGCAGCCCAAAUUGGGUUAUCAUUUACUGUCUGUCCUUGCCUUGAACCAGAAGGAAUUGUUGCAAUACAAUAGUCAAAAUUAUUAAAACUUAGUGAAAGAUGCACACACAGAGCUAUUAAAUUCAAGUGUUUCAAAGUCUGAUUCUUAUAAAUAUACAAGUACUUCCCUUAGGGGUCUGUCUGUAAAAUCACCAUUACUAGUACAAAAAAACAGAUGGAAAAUAAAUUAUCCUCUGGGUUUCAGAACUCUUAGUAAGCAUUCAUCAGCUUGUAAUGGUGAAAGAUUGUAUUUCAAGGUUGGUUUUUUUCACUUUUAGCAACAGUGACUAUCAACUACCUUAAACCUAAACUCCAAGAACAUAGUAUUCUAAAACUAUUAGAAUGAUACUAUUUAGCCACAGACCUAAAAGCACAGAGUAAAAAUGGGUAAGCAGAAUUGUCUUUAUUUUCAGACUGAGAAACUCAAAGGUUGCAUGACAGGCCCAGGGUUACCUGGGAAGCACAUCCUUUCAAAAAAUUAUCCCAAAAAGAUAUCCAAAUUUUAGUGUUACAUUUCUUCUGGUGUUACUCCUUUUUACAACUGUGCUUAGACAAAUGAGAACUAAAUUAUCACUUUGAGUUUUAAAAAGAAUCAAGCUGAGAAAUAAAUAUGGCUUAAAAGAGUGGUAUAUAUUAAUCAUGUGAGUGAUAGCAAUGAGGAACUGUGCUUUUCCUAUAUCUUUUUCAUUAAAUUAAAAAAUUCAUGUUGUGAUUAGCAUUUUCAGGUCAAAUUGAAAUCCCUCUACCAUAGAAUCAUAAAACUGUAGAAUCAUUUAGGUUGGAAAAGACCUUUAAGAUCAUCGAGUCCAACUUUUAACCCAUCCAUUAUACUCAAACCAUGUAGCUUUGUUAGAAAUUCCCAGAACAAAUACCAACACUUUAUUAAUUCCACAGGCAGGAAACAGUAAAGUUACUUGAAAGUGGCUGUUAUGAUUUUGUGACUGUACAUAGAUCUUGCAAAAUGUAAUUGGUAAAAUGCAUCCUGUAGCCCACAUCAACACUGCGAGAAUAGCAUGGUCAUUGUUACGCUUUAUAGCUGUUGUGGAAAAUGUCUUAACCUGCAUUCAUGAUGAUAGUGCCCAUCCUACCCCAUGCCUUUUUAUACACUUGUGGAAAGAUUGUUAUGAAAUCCUUUUGUCAGUCAUGUUCCAGCUAACUUACCUAUGUAUAGAAUUUAUAUAUUAAACCCCCCUAAUUUAUACUGUGUUUUAACAGUUUGCCUGAACUGUCUAUGGUUUCUAAAUUUUGUAAUGUGAGUGUCAAAUAAGAAUAAUAAUUAAAAAAAAAAAAAGUUUGGCUUU